GCAUAGAGCGGGAACUUCCCCUCCUUGCUGCCUCAGCUCAAACUUAAAGACUUCAUUUAACAUAACUUCAUUUAUGUGUUUUGUGAUUCAUGAAUACAAAAUAAGAAGAGCCAACUGCCCGGUGUUUGACAACUUAAGUUAGAGCUAGCAACUACGCCAUACAAAACACCAUGAAAACACAAUUUCUUCAUCAGUCUCCUUCUCUCCCCCAAAACACAAAUACCUUCCUCUUCAUCCACAACCAACCUCCGCGUCCAACUCAAAAUAAAAUCCCUCAUCCAAUCGAAGCGUGCCCAGUGGAUCUCACCCUCUCUCCACUGAAACCCAUACCUCAGAUCCCUAAUCUAUCAAUCGGAGAACAAUGACGAAGCAAUCUAAAGCCAAGAAAUUGGAUAAUUUGGGAAAGGGUACCGUCACACCCGUGCAGAUCGCCUUCCUCGUCAACCAGUUUCUCUUUGAUAACAGCUACACCGAAGCCUGCUUCGUUUUCCGAACUAAAGCCUCCUCACUCUUCUCUACGUCUCCGAUUCAAGAGCAGGAAAGUUUGCGAUGGGUCGACACGAAGAUCCAAAGAGAUGUUUCUGUGGAUAUCAACAAGAAAAGGAUAAUUGUAACCCCUAUUCUGAGAUUGGUGUUUUGUAUGUUGCCUCUAGUUGCUACAUCUGAAUUUUACGAGGUGAAGAAUAAAGUCAAGAACAAAGUUGUUCGCGAAGUCAUGCAUAGAUUUUGUCAAGGGACAUAGAUCACUUUGUGAUCGUGUUCUUCAGGAAGACACUUUCCAAGCUGUUGAGAUGGUGACGGAGCAAAUAAACCUGUUGUUGGUAUACUAAGCAAGGUAUGAAUGAUAAGUGUGUUUUUGUUUGCAUAAGAUUAGUUAAACAAGGUGCGGUCAAUCUCCCUUUCUAUAAGUCAGCUUCAAUAAUAUGGCUAGCAAAUUGGCUUUUUCAAUCGUUAAAUGGUCAGGAAAGAGGUAUAAUAUCCAUUUUCUGAACAUCAAAUAACUAUUAUGUAUAGACUGCAGAUUUGAGACAUAAAUGAAGUAUCAAGACAGGACAUGGAUGAACUUAUCAAUAUGUAGGCUUGGCAAGUAGUGUUUCAUCAUCUGACAAUAUACAGAAAAGG
Molecule: messenger RNA, 1122 nt
Organism: Rosa rugosa (rugosa rose)
Lineage: Eukaryota; Viridiplantae; Streptophyta; Magnoliopsida; Rosales; Rosaceae
Product: nuclear pore complex protein NUP205-like
Exons: 3
Coding region: 362-742 (126 amino acids)
Source: RefSeq, a predicted model, not a curated record